GUUGUUGUUUUGUUUGAGUUUACAAAAAAACAGAAAAAUUAAAGGGCUAGAAGACUGGUACAGCACCUCACCUUGUGAGGAUGCCAUUAUGACUUCAGAAAAUCGGGAGGUACUUCAAACCAUAACGACUUGUAGUAACGUUGUUUCCAAGAAGAGAGAAAAAACCGGUGAAAUGGGCUCGUUGAGCAGGGAAGAGAGAAGAAGACGUCGAAGAGCUACCCAAAAGUAUAGAACGGCUCACGCGACCAGGGAGAGGAUAAGGGUGGAAGCAUUCAAUGUCGCUUUCGCAGAACUCAGGAAACUACUGCCUACUCUUCCUCCAGACAAAAAGUUGUCCAAGAUCGAGAUUCUCAGAUUGGCUAUUUGUUAUAUCGCCUAUCUCAAUCAUGUUUUGGAUGCUUAGGUUAAUACAGGGACUGAAGUCAAAUGAGGUUUUUGAAAUAUUAGGUUGUUGCAAAAGUUUUGUCCGUUUUUAUCUCAGUGAAUAUUAACUCAAUUGAAUCGCAAUGAGUGCCAUUUGAAAAAGUGCACUUUUGCCAACGUAACACAAGUCGAUUAAUACAUUUCGUCGAUCUCCUCACAGUAGGACUCUACCGUGAUGGA
This is a messenger RNA of Leptinotarsa decemlineata (Colorado potato beetle), 603 nucleotides long. RefSeq names its product Helix loop helix protein 4C. The record is from RefSeq and is a predicted model, not a curated record. Lineage: Eukaryota; Metazoa; Arthropoda; Insecta; Coleoptera; Chrysomelidae. Gene Ontology annotation, molecular function: protein dimerization activity; DNA-binding transcription factor activity, RNA polymerase II-specific; RNA polymerase II cis-regulatory region sequence-specific DNA binding. Gene Ontology annotation, biological process: regulation of transcription by RNA polymerase II.